Fusarium tjaetaba is the source of this 837-nucleotide messenger RNA. RefSeq lists its product as uncharacterized. Gene Ontology annotation, cellular component: membrane. NCBI's taxonomy places the organism in Eukaryota, Fungi, Ascomycota, Sordariomycetes, Hypocreales, Nectriaceae. The transcript has 2 exons. The coding region runs from base 1 to 837 and encodes 278 amino acids. The record is from RefSeq and is a predicted model, not a curated record.
AUGGCAGGUUUUAAGUUUUACAAUUACGAGCCCUCGUUGCCAGCGGCUGCCGCAUUUGUCAUCAUCUUCACUACUGCCGCUCUUAUCCACUUAUGGCAGAUGUUCAGGCAUCGAACAUGGUACUUUGUCCCGUUCCUCAUUGGCUGUCUCUUCGAGGCAUUCGGCUACGUCGGCCGCGCGCUCUCCGCAAAGGAAGCUCCAGACUAUACCAAGAACCCGUACAUCAUGCAGUCGAUAUUACUCCUCCUCGGUCCUGCACUUCUCGCCACUUCGAUUUAUAUGAUAUUGGGCCGAUUGAUAGUUCUUUUGGAUGCCGGUCACUUAUCCCUGAUUCGAACGAAGUGGUUGACCAAGGUGUUUGUCAUCGGCGACGUGCUAUCUUUCCUGGCACAGAGUGGAGGUGGCGGUAUGCUCGCCUCAGCAAAAUCUAAUGAUAACGUCAAAAUGGGUGAGAACAUGAUCGUUGGCGGAUUGCUCAUUCAGAUCGUCUUCUUUGGCUUCUUUAUGGUUGUCACGGUUGUUUUUCAUAUGCGGAUUCGCUCUCGCCCAACAUCUCGAUCGCUUGUCCUGAACACUCCUUGGGAGAAGCUGAUUCUCAUCCUUUACGCUUCGAGCCUUUUUAUCCUCGUUCGUUCAGUCUUCCGUGUCGCGGAAUAUGUUCUUGGGAAAGAUGGGGCGUUGCAGGCUCAUGAGUAUUGGCUCUAUAUCUUCGAUGCGACGCUCAUGUCCUUUGUUGCUAUUCUCUUUAAUGUCUUCCACCCAAGCAAAGUCAUCAACAAGCUGGGAGACGAAAAGCCCAGGUAUACGGUAGAUGAGUAUCCCUUGCAUAGCGUGUAG